This is a messenger RNA of Didymosphaeria variabile, 645 nucleotides long. RefSeq lists its product as uncharacterized. The record is from RefSeq and is a predicted model, not a curated record. The coding region runs from base 1 to 645 and encodes 214 amino acids. Gene Ontology annotation, cellular component: cytosol. The transcript has 3 exons. Lineage: Eukaryota; Fungi; Ascomycota; Dothideomycetes; Pleosporales; Didymosphaeriaceae. Gene Ontology annotation, molecular function: mRNA binding.
AUGAAACGGCUUCUCGCCCACCAGCAAGUCGAACACGCGUGUGCUGGACUUGAAGUUGUGAACAUCGACAUCGCUGUCGAUCGCUUCACGAAUCGUAGCCCUGGUUACUGUUUCGUUGACCUCGCCACUCCUGAAGAGGCCACCAAAGCUCUUGAAGUCCUCCCUGGCACCACGGUCCUCAACCGCCCCAUACAUGUCAAGCCUUGCGUGCAGAAAAACAGCGAUCAAAAGACAGCCACGCAGCUACAGCUCACACGCUGGGGAACUUCUACUUUCUCUCCAGUCGAGCAAGACCCGGAAUCCCUGCUUCUACCAAUCCACAGACGGCGCCGCCUUAUCGUGAGCGGCAUGCCCAAGCCGGCCAACCAACAUACUUCUGAUGCUGAGCUUCGCGAAUUGUUCAGAGGAUUUGCCGUUGAAGCAGUUUCAAAGGUGAAAUGGCCACGAGAAAAUGUGCACGGAACCAGCAAAGAUAUACAGUACGCUUUUGUUGACCUGGAAAGUGCGGAGGAAGCAGAGCGAGCUAUGCAGCAGCUGAAUGGUGCGGAGUGUUGGGGAGGCAAGGUGCGCAUAGGAGUCGCUCAGCAAGCCCACGACAAAAUCCUGGAGAGGGAACAUUGGAGGGGAGUAACAACAAUGAGUUAG